Cylindrotheca closterium is the source of this 1857-nucleotide messenger RNA. The record is from the annotation of a GenBank genome assembly. Lineage: Eukaryota; Bacillariophyta; Bacillariophyceae; Bacillariales; Bacillariaceae.
AUGCCAACAUCUGCUGUUAAAGCUUCCAUUAUGAAAAAUGUUUGGCAUCGAUUGAUAGGAGUUCGAGGCGGACCCGCCUCCAUGUUCUUUCAAGAUCAGAUUUAUCCUUCAACGAAUGAUGCUUCCAAUUUCGGAAAGGUCUUUCCACAAGGAGAAGGUGCAUCGGAAGAGAUUGCACGGCACAGGCUUGUGUUUCUGGGAGAGAUCCAUUCCAUGCCUCCUAUCAUUGCCUUUCAGCGUCAAAUUCAGCAGGAGAUGAAUAAUAGUGCGUCGAAAUUACAUGUCAUUAUGGAACACUUUAGCUUUGAAAUGCAACCUCUUCUGGAUCGGUAUACCAAUGGAAGCAUAUCCUUUGAAGAAUUGAAUCAAGAGUAUCGUGAGCAUGGAAACGAAGGACAUUUGUUGGAACCAUACAAGCACUUGUUGGAAGACGCAAGAUCAAAUGGUGUCCAACUUCACGCCGGCUUCAUACCUCGGCCAUUUGCCAAGAAAUUCAUUCAGGAAGAUCCUGAGAAAGUCUUGGAGGAAGCAUCUCAAUGGUUAAAGUCACCAAUCGUGGGUUUGGAAGGAUCAGAGACCCAUUAUAAUGUCUUUGAAAGUUUGAUCAGUGGGCGAUUUCUAUACAGCAAAACUGAUGAUCUCGCUCCCACCGAUCAAUUCCGUCGGAUAUUCAAGGCACAGCUCCUUAAGGAUGUCGCAAUGGCCAACAAGGUCAAUCACCUGAUAGAAGAUGCAUCUACUACAUCCGUAGAUGGUAAACAUGAUGAAAAGUUUCUAGUUAUUGCUGGGAAUGGUCACUUUUUGCACUAUUGUGGAGUUCCUGAACGAGUCUUGGACCAAAAUCCAGAGCUUGUCGACGAUAGUUGCCUUGUCAUCAGUGCGAGCACCUACGAUCCGUUGGAAGAUGAGAAUGAACUGCAAAAGGAAUUAAAAGCGCGAUAUGGAGAUAGUGGAUCGAAUCCGGCAGACUACAUAUAUUUCUACCACAUGCCCGAAGAAGAAGAUGAAAUUGCCAUCAAGGAGGAAACGAGAAAAGCAUACGACAAAGUUGGAGAAUCCGCUGCAUUACCAGGAAAUUCACUCAAGGCAGCAUGGAUCAUGUACAGCAUGGGUUAUUCGAAGGAUCAAUUCGAGGCGGCUGGUUCGGAUGUCUACAAUUUCCAAGGGGUCGGAAAUCCACACAUUCAUGCCAACAUUCGGCCUGGUGAAAAAGUGUUGGACGUUGGUUCUGGUUUGGGGAUUGAUUCUUUCAUUGCUACCCGUGCCACUGGUCCAGAAGGUGAAGUGAUUGGUAUUGAUAUCAGUGCGAAAGAAGUAUCCCACGCUCAGAAACGAGCCGAAGCUAGCGGACUGACCAAGACGAGCUUCCAAGUGGCCGAUAUGGAAAAGAUACCGUUACCAGAUGAGUCCAUUGACGUCAUUAUAUCGAACGGAGCCUUCUGCCUUGCUCCCAAUAAGAAAAAGGCAUUCGCAGAGCUUUUCCGUGUGCUCAAGCCUGGAGGAAGAAUAUCGGUGUGCACGACUACAACGAAAAUGGACAAUUUGGAAGAAGGAGUCAACUGGCCACUGUGCAUGCGAAUGUUUGUUGCACAGAAAGAAUUGCAGCCAAUGUGUGAGGAGGUUGGAUUUGACAAUAUCAUUAUCGAUGACACCGAUAGUGCCAUGACUAUGGAAAUGCCGGAAGAGAUACUCCAGAGUUCCAACCCAGAACGAAACCGAGUGCAUGUCGGUGGUGACGAUUUCAAGCAUCUGGAGAAUUUCGAUAUGGAUGAAAUCUGUGCCCGAGUAUGUGUAUCCGCAUACAAGCCUCUACUGAAUGCCAAAUCGCCAUCGGAUCUAUUCCCCAGAAGCCGAUAG